This is a messenger RNA of Elephantulus edwardii (Cape elephant shrew), 702 nucleotides long. RefSeq names its product NME/NM23 family member 5 (gene NME5). NCBI's taxonomy places the organism in Eukaryota, Metazoa, Chordata, Mammalia, Macroscelidea, Macroscelididae. The record is from RefSeq and is a predicted model, not a curated record. Gene Ontology annotation, biological process: negative regulation of oxidative stress-induced intrinsic apoptotic signaling pathway; UTP biosynthetic process; GTP biosynthetic process. The transcript has 5 exons. Gene Ontology annotation, molecular function: nucleoside diphosphate kinase activity. Bases 2 to 640 code for a protein of 212 amino acids.
AAUGGAGCUAUCAAUGCCUCUGCCUCAAAUAUAUGUAGAAAAAACUCUUGCUAUAAUCAAACCAGAUAUUGUUGACAAAGAAGAGGAGAUACAAGAUAUUAUUCUCAGAUCUGGAUUCACCAUCGUUCAGAGAAGAAAACUGCAUCUCAGCCCUGAACACUGUAGUAAUUUUUAUGUGGAGCAGUAUGGGAAAAUGUUUUUCCCUAAUUUAACAGCAUACAUGAGUUCUGGACCACUGGUUGCCAUGAUAUUGGCUAGACAUAAAGCCAUCUCUUACUGGAAAGAACUUUUGGGACCAAGUAAUAGCUUAGUAGCUAAGGAAACACAUCCAGACAGUCUAAGAGCAAUUUAUGGCACAGAUGAUCUAAGGAAUGCACUUCAUGGAAGUAAUGACUUUGCUGCAGCAGAAAGAGAAAUUAGAUUCAUGUUUCCUGAAGUGGUGAUUGAACCAAUUCCAGUUGGACAAGCUGCUAAGGAUUAUCUGAAUUUGUACGUAAUACCAACUCUGCUUAAAGGACUCACAGAGCUGUGCAAGCAAAAACCAGCAGAUCCUUUUAUUUGGCUAGCUGAAUGGUUACUGGAAAAUAAUUCCAACAAACCUAAACUUAGUCAUCGCCAAGUUACAGAAGAACCUUAUUAAAAUAAAGUCCUUCUAAAGAACAAAUCACAUUCUUUCUUAUUACAUAUUGAUAUGCCUCUACU